AUGGCUCAGCAGGGAGUUCUGCUGGACCAGGACCAGGACCAGUUCUGUUGUUCUGUCUGUCUGGAUCUACUGAAGGAGCCGGUCACUACUGCCUGUGGACACAGUUACUGUAGGAGCUGUAUUGAGGACUGCUGGGAUCAGGAUGUUCUGAAAGGGGUCUAUAGCUGUCCUCAGUGCAGAGAGACCUUCACUCCAAGGCCUAAUCUGAGGAAAAAUAACAUGUUGGCUGAGUUGGUGGAGAAACUGAAGAAGACAGGACUCCAGGCUGCUCCCCCUCCUGCUCUGUGCUAUGCUGGACCUGGAGAUGUGGCGUGUGAUUUCUGCACUGGGACCAGAAAGCAGAAAGCCCUCAUGUCCUGUCUGGUGUGUCUGGCCUCUUACUGUGAGACUCACCUCCAAUCUCACUAUGAAUCUCCUGCUUUGAAGAAGCACAAGCUGGUCAAAGCCACCGCACAACUACAGGAGAAGAUCUGCUCUCAUCAUGACAAACUGCUGGAGGUUUACUGUUGUACCGAUCAGCAGUGUAUCUGUCUGCUGUGUACAAUGGAUGAACAUAAAGGCCAUGAUACAGUGUCAGCUGCAGCAGAGAGGACUGAGAAACAGAGGCAGCUGGGGAUGAGUCAUCAGAAGGUCCAGCAGAGAUUCCAGGAGAGAGAGAAGGACCUGAAGGAGCUCCAACAGGCUGUGGAGUCUCUCAAGCGCUCUGCACAGGCAGCAGUGGAGUACAGUGAUAAGAUUUUUACUGAGCUGAUCUGCUCCAUUGAGAGAAGGUGCUCUGAGGUGAAGGAGCUGAUCAGAGCCCAAGAGAAUGCUCAAGUGAGUCAAGCUGAAGGACUCCUGGAGCAACUGAAGCAGAAUAUAGCUGAGCUGAGGAAGAGAAGCACUGAGCUGGAGAAGCUCUCACACACAGAGGAUCACAUCCAUUUCCUCCAGAGUUAUCAGUCUCUCUCCAGUACCAGUGUAUCUUCAGACUUACCCAGCAUCGUUGUCCGUCCUCUUCAGUACUUUGGAGAUGUGAGUAAGACUGUGUCUGAACUGAGAGAGAAACUAGAAGACGUCCUUAAAGGAGAAUGGACCAAGAUCUCCACUACAGUGAAUAUAGUGGAUGUUGUACUGCCUCCAGAGCCCAAGACCAGAGAACAGUUCUUACAAUAUUCCUGUCAGCUCACACUGGACCCAAACACAGCACACACACGCCUCUCUCUGUCUGAAGGGAACAGAAAGGUGACCUAUACAGGCCAAGUCCAACCAUAUCCUGAUCAUCCAGACAGAUUCACAAACGACUUGAUGGUUCUGUGUAGAGAGGGUCUGUCUGGACGCUGUUACUGGGAGGUGGAGUCGAGUGGGGAGUGUGUUGUUACAGCAGUCUCAUAUAAAGACAUCAGCAGAACAGAGAGAGUUAAUACAUUUGGACUCAAUGACAAGUCCUGGAGUUUACACUACUAUAGUGGUGGUUAUUGGUUCAGACACAAUAGUGUUAGGACUAAAGUAUCAGGCCCUCAGUCCUCCAGAGUAGGAGUGUACCUGGAUCACAAGGCAGGUACUCUGUCCUUCUACAGCGUCUCUGACACAAUGACCCUCCUCCACAGAGUCCAGACCACAUUCACUCAGCCCCUCUAUCCUGGGGUUUCUAUUGAUUGUCUUGUCUCUGGUACUGCUGAGCUGGUUAAACUGUAGUAGGGGCCCACUUAAUGAAUAUAAAUGAUAUUUUCUGAUAUUUCUUCAAAUGUAAUGUUUUAAUCUUGUACAUCAACAUUCUAUCCUGGGUUUUAUCUCCGUAAUAGUACUGCUUUUUACCUUUAUUUAACUAGGCAAGUCAGUUAAGAACAAAUUCUUAUUUACAAUGACGGCC
Coregonus clupeaformis (lake whitefish) is the source of this 1852-nucleotide messenger RNA. RefSeq names its product tripartite motif-containing protein 16-like. Gene Ontology annotation, molecular function: protein binding; zinc ion binding. Bases 1 to 1677 code for a protein of 558 amino acids. The record is from RefSeq and is a predicted model, not a curated record. Lineage: Eukaryota; Metazoa; Chordata; Actinopteri; Salmoniformes; Salmonidae. The transcript has 6 exons.